AUGUCCGAAACGAGGGCAUCCGAGACGAACCAACUGAAGCGUAAAUCAUUUGGUGCCUCGCCUGGCGCCGACUCCGACGGCAACGAAGACACACCCAACAAGCGCCAGAGGAUCAGGGACAUUCCUGGCAGAAGUCCUGCGCGUCACGGAAAUGGAACAAUUGGGAAUGGAAACGGGGAACGACAUCGAUCCCCAAUCAAGGACGCACUCCUGAAGGAGGAGAGCCGCUCUCCAGAUGCUCGCAGGGAGCGGCAGGUCGUCCACAUCCCGUCUUCUCCAGAGCAGCGACGGCGGCCUUCUGAGUCGACAAGACAUGAAGUCCGCUCCCCAGUGAGCCCGCCUGACCGGCGCGGCUCUGAAACCAGCCGACGAAUGUCCUCUUCGCACGGGGCAGAGCGCGAUCGGGGCCGGAGGGAGAGCUACUCGCAGGAGGAGAAGAAGCGCGGCAGGCGUCUGUUCGGUGGUCUGCUAAGCACACUAAGUCAAACCACGGCAAAUUCUCAGCAGAAGAGACGUCUGGAGAUUGAGAAGAAACAGCAGGAAAAAGCCGUCAAGCAAAAGACCGAAGACGACAAGCGCCGAAUGGAGAAGCUUGCGAAGCUCGACAAGGUCAGGAAGAUCGAGCAGGUCCGGUUCGAUGAGCAAGUGAUGCGCACCCGUCAUUCCAACAUGCUUGCAAUGGCGCAUUGCCUACGGACCAGGAGCGAGCCCAAGCUGUAUUACCGCCCCUGGGAACUCACACCGGAGCAAGAGGAUGUCAUCAAAGACCAGAUCCGCGACGCCGAGGACGAGAUCGCGAAUGAGGUCCGGCAGUUCAGGCGCCGCAAGGAGCAGAGGCUCAGCGACCUGGGCGUCCUGGCCCUGCCUGCGGCCUCAAAAGUUGACAACACCUUGAGUCUACCACCGAUGAUGCCGCUGCUACUAAUCAUGACCACCACGGCCACGCGCACGAACACGCACCAGCACACUCCUUCCCCUGCCCCUGCACCGAAGAGUACCCACCACCACGAGGAUAAGGAUCACGACGAGAUGGUCGAGGCGGAGGAGGAUACUGUCAUCUACUAA
Molecule: messenger RNA, 1065 nt
Organism: Diaporthe citri
Lineage: Eukaryota; Fungi; Ascomycota; Sordariomycetes; Diaporthales; Diaporthaceae
Exons: 4
Coding region: 1-1065 (354 amino acids)
Cellular component (GO): catalytic step 2 spliceosome
Source: RefSeq, a predicted model, not a curated record